Messenger RNA from Pochonia chlamydosporia 170, 396 nucleotides. RefSeq names its product U6 snRNA-associated protein LSm7. The transcript is spliced from 2 exons. The coding region runs from base 1 to 396 and encodes 131 amino acids. Gene Ontology annotation, biological process: mRNA splicing, via spliceosome; nuclear-transcribed mRNA catabolic process. Gene Ontology annotation, cellular component: U2-type prespliceosome; U6 snRNP; Lsm1-7-Pat1 complex. NCBI's taxonomy places the organism in Eukaryota, Fungi, Ascomycota, Sordariomycetes, Hypocreales, Clavicipitaceae. The record is from RefSeq and is a predicted model, not a curated record. Gene Ontology annotation, molecular function: RNA binding.
AUGGCCGAUAGACCCGCACACCGAGGUGGAAGAGGAGGAGGAGGUUCUCGUGGUGGACGAGGCGGCGGCCGUGGUGGCAGGGACGGUGGUCGCGAUGGCGGCGACAAGGGCGAGAAGCCGAAGAAGGAGAACAUCCUCGACUUGGCCAAGUACAUGGACAAGGAGAUCACCGUCAAGUUCAAUGGCGGACGAGAAGUCACGGGUACGCUAAAGGGGUACGAUGCGCUCAUGAACCUGGUGCUGGACGAUGUGAAGGAGACUGUUCGAGACGAGGAAGGAAACGAGUCCACUCGGCCGCUGGGCCUGGUUGUCGCGCGUGGCACUCUUCUCGUCGUCAUCACUCCCGUUGAUGGCAGCGAAGAAAUCGCCAACCCUUUUGCGGCUGCAGAGGAGUAG